Messenger RNA from Wyeomyia smithii (pitcher-plant mosquito), 2645 nucleotides. RefSeq names its product protein rhomboid. The record is from RefSeq and is a predicted model, not a curated record. Gene Ontology annotation, molecular function: serine-type endopeptidase activity. NCBI's taxonomy places the organism in Eukaryota, Metazoa, Arthropoda, Insecta, Diptera, Culicidae. The transcript has 6 exons. The coding region runs from base 1353 to 2498 and encodes 381 amino acids. Gene Ontology annotation, cellular component: membrane.
GGUGUGAUUAAACAACACAAAUCUACUAAGCGGUAUUAUUUCAGUCUUGAUUGUGCCGCGUUCUAGUCAGGAGGUUUCCUACGGGCCGCCAGCGUGGAUUGGUUUUACUUUUGUGUCUCCGUUUGUUGCGGCAGAGCGAAGAUAGCAAGCAAAGCAUUUGGGCGGCUUUCUGGUUUCGCAGAAAACCCACACGUUUCCAGUGCGCCGCGCGAUCUUAUUUUUCGCUAUCGGCCCGGGCGCUGCCGCCAGCUCGAUGGAUUUCAGUUGAACGGUACCCACAUAUAAUCGCAGACAACGCUGUGUUCCGUGAAAUGUAUUCCUUCGGUUCGCCGGUAUCCGGUAUGUGAUAGUAUACUAUGUGCUUAUUUGUCCAUGCUAUUUCCAAUUACUUUGCGGUUCCAAAAGUAACAAAUUGGGUCGUUCAUUGCGUGUGAAAUUUACUGCCCCGAUUGUCGAUGCUCCUCCUCACCGCACCGCAGCAAAACUUCGAAGGCCAGAGGCCACCACCAAAAAGGUUUCGAUGUCUGUUUCCGUCAUGGUUAUGUAGUGUGAUUAACGAGGUGCUAAAUUAAGUUAAACAGAAAAGUGUGAGCAAUCUAUCGCGAUAUGCAGUGCGCAUUAUUGGAGUACACUACUUCGAACCACUAAUAAGCUGUACCACUGCUCCUGUGCCAUCAAUCGUGCUACAAUCUUCACACCUAAGCGAGCAAAUGAUGCACAUUAUUACCGCAGCUUUGAUGACUAGUCAGCCCGAGGCGGAGAAAAGUACAGGUUAUCAGUGUUUCGUAAAUUGCUGAAACAGCGAAUUACCCUGAUAGUAAAUCACCUAUCGCACAAGGGCACCAAACUUCACGCGAACUUCCUUCCUUCCUCCUCUUUCUCAUGGGUGACGAAGACUUCACGAGGAAGCUUUUCAUCAUUCAUUCAUCGGAACGCAGGUGAACGUGAUUUCAGCUCGUCGAAAUCUGUCGAAUCAUCAGCGGAGCAGCAUCAAUCGAACAAAAGAACAAAUUACCGGGAUUAAUUAACCUCAAUGGCGCGGAAUGGCUUUGUAUGUCCCUAUGUGUCACCCCGACAAGUUCACCGUUUCCACUAAGUAGCAAUACUAAGGGCCACAAACGAAACGCGCUUACUGUCACUGCCAUCCAUUAACCGACCCAUUAUUCAAUGGCACUGAGAUCGCCGCUGAUUGCGCUAUCGAAGAAGGCUGCCACGAAAGACUGCCAGGCGACUUCGUUGUCGAUGGCAGCAGCAAUCGAAGUUCACGCUGGUAGUCAGCAGAUAAGAUAACAUUCAGCGAAUAGAAUUGCGUUCUAUUUGAAGAGAUAUGACCUAUUCCCGGUCCAGCUACUAUGGAGGCAAAAUCCAAAUCCGCGCGAGUAGUUCCAACAGGAGCAGUCAACAGUGAUGGCACAUCGAACCGCUGUGAAGCUUGGACCGAGAACGAACGAUCCCCGACGGCGGGGACGCCUAACGAUGACAACCCUCAGCAACCGGAAGACCUCACGGCGCCAUUCAUCCCAAAGGACAGUGAAAGUGAGUCGAGUUUCGAAGGCGAUCGGCUUUUCCGGAAGCCAACAUCCACAACAACAACAGGUCGAAUCUAUUCGAUAAGUGGAACGAAAAUUGGCGUCAAAGAUAAGCGAGCGAAGAACAACAACAGCAAAACAGGUGGUGGUAGUGAUGGUAGUGAAAAAGUGACAGACAGAAGCAAAUGUGCCAGGAAAAACGGAAGAGAUCCUCAUUGUGAUGCCAAAUUAGUAGAUAAGUUUGUUAGGACGAACCGGGCGCGAAGAAAGCGCAAAAAUGCCAAAUCCGUGCUGGUCAAACUGUGCCAAUGUUGUCCCUGGACGAUACCGUGGGCCCUGCUGAUAGUUAGUGCAAUACAGAUUUGUACAUAUAGUUUUAAUAACGAUAGCUUAUACCAACUGCUAAUAUUUUCUCCGGUACGACAAUAUGAGAUAUGGCGCUUCGUUACGUACACCUUCCUGCAUGCCGGUGCGGUGCACCUCAUGCUGAACGUCAUCAUUCAAAUAAUGGUGGCCUUUCCCCUGGAGACGGAACAGGGCCAUGCGAACGUGUUGGCCGUUUACUUCGGCGGAGUGCUGGCCGGUGGUCUUGGGGCGUCGAUUUUUGAACCAACGCAGAUGGUGGGUGCCUCGGCUGGAGUCUACUGCCUACUGAUGAGCCAUAUUCCGCACAUUCUAAUGAACUUUCAAUCCCUGUCCCACCGUUACUUCCGCCUGGUGGCUGUGCUAGUGCUGUGCAUCAGUGAUGUCAUCUACUCUAUCCGGCACUGCUUGACUAGGGGUAACCUGGCGCCGAGGAUUGGCGUUGCCGCUCAUGUCAGUGGUGCUCUCUGUGGGUUGCUGUUCGGUUUUAUUGCCUAUCAGGGUGGAAAGGUUGUAGGCUUUCGGAUUGCACGAUACCUGGCCCUGCUGCUUUACUGCGGCUGGAUUGUGGCAACGGUUAUGUAUAAUCUCCAGCGGAGAUUCUAGUGUUUUGUGAAAAUAAACCCGCAUUACGUACUAAACUAUUUAUUAGCUAGUUUUUUAGGGAGAGUGCAAGCCAAAAAUACUUACACGUGAAGCAAUCAAAAUUGUACCUAAGUAGAUAAAAGGAGAAUAAAUUAUACGAAUGAGAUU